Molecule: messenger RNA, 3299 nt
Organism: Plectropomus leopardus (leopard coralgrouper)
Lineage: Eukaryota; Metazoa; Chordata; Actinopteri; Perciformes; Serranidae
Gene: nkain4
Product: sodium/potassium transporting ATPase interacting 4
Biological process (GO): regulation of sodium ion transport
Source: RefSeq, a predicted model, not a curated record
CGCAACCACCCACCCAGUCAGUCACCUCAAGUGCGACCGGCCGGCAGGAGCGGAGGCAAACAGACAGAUCCCAGAAGCCAAGCAGAUCCUGUCGCGGGAUUUUGGCUCAGCAUAGAGACACCAGAGCAGAAAAGGAGAAUGGGACGCCGCAGCUUGGAUCAGGACUGAGUCUGGACGGCACAUUGAGAGCCCCUCCGACCUGUUUCCAAGUCCUUUUUCUCUCGGAUCAGAGUCACGUUUUCACCGCUGACACAAUGGGCUGCUGCAGCGGACGAUGCACACUUAUCUUUAUCUGCACUUUACAGUUGGUAUUGGCUUUAGAAAGACAGGUGUUUGACUUCCUGGGUUACCAAUGGGCCCCAAUCCUCGCCAACUUCUUCCACAUCAUCAUUGUCAUCCUCGGCCUCUUCGGCACCAUCCAGUACCGACCACGCUACAUUGUGGUGUAUACAGUAUGGGCCGCUCUGUGGGUGGCCUGGAACGUCUUCAUCAUCUGUUUCUACCUGGACGUAGGAGGCCUGUCCAAGGACAGCGACCUGCUGACAUUUAACAUCUCCGCCCAUCACUCUUGGUGGAGCGAACACGGGCCGGGCUGCGUUAGGAGAGAGAUGCCGCAGGCUCCAGGGGUCCGCACCACAGAGAGCCACUCCUACAUCACUGUCAUGGGCUGCCUCAUGGACUACCAGUACAUCGAGGUUGUGCAUAGCGGCACGCAGAUUCUCGUUGCUCUCCUGGGCUUCGUGUACGCCUGUUAUGUUGUCAGCGCCAUCACUGAGGAGGAGGACAGCUUUGAUUUUAUUGGUGGAUUUGACCCAUUCCCACUCUACCAUGUCAAUGAGAAACCAUCUCAUCUCCUCUUAAAGCCCAUGUACCUGUCUACGUAAAUAAGAGAGCGUCCAGCGGGGAGAUGACACAGCAAAUUCCCACGGAGACAAAAUGGCUGUUGUGGCACAAACAUCCCAGUUCAAUGGGGCACGCCAGACAUUCCUCCUCCUCUUGAUUUUUUAAACAUGUCAUUUACUGGUGUACUGCCAGGAAAAGCCACCACUUUUCAGUUAGGGUCCAUUGUUUUCCACAGAGGGCUGUCGGGUUCUGGGAAAGGGGGGUUUACGCUGCAACAAAGCCUCGUAUUGUGUGUUUAGGGAAGUAUCAAUCAUUUUCUUUGUAUGGAGUUCUCUGCUGAGGACCAACUGCCCGUAAUGGUCAAAUAUUGCCCAAGAACAUGCCUGUAUAGAACAUGUAUAUCAUAUAAAUACAUUGUGUGUGUAAUCAGGGACUGCCCCAGCACUCCCAGUCUGUGGUCCUGUGUCUUAGACGACUCAGUGAUUUAGCAUGUUAUUGCUGGUUUGGCUCAGAUCUUGGCUGGAGGGCUGAAUUACAGUGGAGCCCGUGGAAUGAGCUAUUGUGUGCCGCCUGUUUACUUUAGGCCAGGAUCUGUGUGCAUAAAUACACGAGGAAAGCAGGAAGGGGCGGGGGGGGGGGGGGGACUCAAACCUACAGGAGCAUCUGUCAGAAAUAGAAAAUGUAAAUAAUGAAACUAGAGGAGGGAGAUGGUGGUGGUGAGGUAAGAAGUCUGGAUUAAGAGUUUCAUGUGUGAACUAUCAAGAUUGCAAAGAGGUGUUCAAACACAAAGAUGUAAGUCUUACUUUUAUUUCUGGAGUCCUUUUGUUGUGACUAUUUUUCACCAACAGCCAAGUCAGUGUUUCUGAAGUGUCAGGUGUUAAAAGAUGCACUGAAAGCUUUAUUUUCACUUCAGUUCUCCUCUAACUACUGACACGUCGAACCGCUGACAGGGGUGAUCAUUACACAUACUCAAGCCGAGGUCACACAGCAUAUUUUUAACUUCAAGAAAACAAUAGAAGUUGUUUUUACUACUAUCAUAGCAACGUUGAGUUGUGUGGUCUUCAGUGUGGCAGCGUGACCUGUACCUGAGUGAACCAGAGGGCUUGUCUCCCAUCAGUUCAACAGUGUAGAUUCUCAGUUGUGAUAGUCUCAGUUGUGAUUGUUUUAUAGCAUGUUUUUUACAGGGUUUGUAUUGUAAUUAUGUGUAUUACAUAAUCAGUAAUAACAAAACUGAUGUCUUUGACUGGCUGUGUACGAGCUGGUUAAACUGUAGCUGAAAGCGUCUGCUGGGUAGUUUCUUACUCAGAUUUAUUUGGACCCACCAACAAUUUUUAUUUAGGCAAAAGUACACACACUCGGGUCCUAUCUCCUAUACUGAUGGUAGCACUUAUUGUUGUUAAUGUCAGAUGUUUCAGAGCAAAGUCAGAUCCCCUGUUGCCUUACUGCUUGUGCAAAUCACCACUGCUCCCUGGUGUUCAAAGUGUUCAUGUACAAGUUGCAAGGCGACUGAGUUUCUGCCACAGGGUCCAUAAAUCUUCAUGAUUUGUCUUAAAAGUACUUUUUCUGCUGAUAAUAGUAUUUUUACAUUUUUUUGCUGGGUAAUUGUGAUGUAGCAGGAGUCAACGAUUUGCCCUGGUUUCAGUGUUACAGUCAGUCCUUUUCUUGAUCAUUUCGGUCAAGAUCAUUCUAUUUUACUCAUUGAAUUUGAAUCAAGAUCAUUUUCAGUAUGCUAUUUGUCUGAUUACAGCUUUUCUUGCUGCUGAGUUUGAAAUGGUCUCAGCUAUUUUUUACUGGAAUCAAAAGUGUGGUGAACAAAGAAGUUCAUUCAGUUCUUUUUUUUUUUUGUCAGCGCCUAAAAAUAUCCUGCUGCAUGUCAAAUUCCACUGUGAUACUAAAUGUUCUUCACUGCCACAUAGACGGUCCACAAACUGUUGUAAUUCUGAAAAUCAUUUCACCACUUCUGCAGAAUAAGAGUGACCCAGUUUGAUUUGAUUGGUCAUCUUUGGCAAGAUGCAAUAAUUUAUGUCUUUAUGAUUUAUCCUUUACACACUCCUGGCAGGCUAACUGGUGUGUUGGUUAGUAAAAACACAAAGCACCUCAUAUUGUAACAUAAUCAGUAUUAGUUAUAAAUGCUACUAUAUAAAAACUAGUCUUCCUCUCAGUGCAAUACAGCCUCAUCCUUAACCCCUCGGUGACUGAGAUUAGUUGAAACCUGUUAUGGUUGUGUGUGUGUGUGUGUGUAUGUGCUAGUCUUUACUGGAAAAGGUUCCACCUGUUUGUAGAUAUUUCUUUUUCUUUGUAUAGAAAGUGGAAAAGAUCUCUCUUUUUUGUAUCACUCUUCUAUUUUGUGCCCUGUGUUGCCCCAUGUGACCUGGUUGUGUAAUUCUAUUUAUCCAGAACUGUGCUUUGUGUUCAUGUAAAUAGGUGUUUGUUAAUAAAAGAAUGUGCUCUUUUAA